This is a messenger RNA of Mixia osmundae IAM 14324, 1033 nucleotides long. RefSeq lists its product as uncharacterized. The record is from RefSeq and is a predicted model, not a curated record. Lineage: Eukaryota; Fungi; Basidiomycota; Mixiomycetes; Mixiales; Mixiaceae. The transcript has a single exon. The coding region runs from base 158 to 682 and encodes 174 amino acids.
UACCUGGCCCCAAACGAAAGCAGGCGCUUUGUAUGCUGCCAGCACUGUUGGCGGUAGGUCUGAUUCAAGCGGCGCCCAUGGUGCAUAAGGAUCUUGAUGACUGCCAAAGGGCAUAUCUGGCCGUGGCGCAUUGGCUGGCUUUGUGGCAGGUGCUGCCAUGGGAGGGUUGCCAUCCGCAUGUGCAGCUUGCACCGGCGCGGCUUGUGGUUUUCCAGGAGCGACAGAAUCAGCCUGGGCACUGCUCGCGCCGCCAAAAGCAGAUGCACCAAAGGCCGGCGCUGUCAAAGGUUUCGCAGGCGUCGCAAAGGCAGUCGGAGUCGAUUGCCCGCCGAAUGCAGGCACCGAGAAAGCGGAUGAAGCUUGCUGCGAGCCUGCAAAUCCGCCGAAGCCAGCGGCGGGUGUCGUCGUGCUACCGAAUGCUUGCGCUGGGGUGACAGGCGCUAUGCCGAAGGCAGGUGCUGCGCCAAUUGCCGAUGCCGCAGACGCAUUUUGGGGUGCAAAUGCGGAUGCUACAGGUCGAGGGGUGGAGAACGCACCAAAUGCGCUACCAGCUGUCGGCGCAGGAAUGCUGCCGAAUGCACUCUGGCCGAAUGCAGGUGCUGGACUUGCAGAUCCGAAAGCACUUUGGCCAAAUGCAGGCGCGGCCGCCGACGGGGCUCCAAAAUUAGCAGUAGCAGUUUGAGUGGCACCAAAACCAGUCUGUCCGAAUGCGCCGGGAUGGCUCGACGUGCUGCCGAAAGCGGUGGGUGUUGCGCCAAAUGCGCUUGGCUGACUCGCUGCAUUGCCGAAGCCCGUUGGCCGACCAAAAGCAGUGGCGGGCGCUGUAUUGAAUGCGCUAGUGGGCGAUGCACCAAAUCCGCCUGAGGUAGGCUGACUUGGGCGAGUUGACGCGAGCGACUCGUUUGCUUUUUGGGCGACUGCGUCGGUGUUCGCUAGGACUUGCUUGGUGAGCGUAUCAGCUUGUUGUAUCAGAGCUGCCUCUCUCUGCUCGACUGCGAUCAGUGCUGACGGCGAUGAAGGAGAUGGACGCUAG